AUGAUCCCGAGAUCCACCCUCUCCAGCACUCCUUUAAAAGUGACGAGCUCGCCCAUCGUUGCUCAUUCAAUUGUCCCGAGAGAUGUUACCACUGAGCCGAUUGUUACUGGCACAAGCAGCGCUUCGUCCGCAAGCUCAAGUCCUACGGCGCCUUCACAGCCCUCCGUCAUAGGUGAUUACAUUUGGUAUGGCUGCCAGACUGAAGCUACUAACAUCCGUGCACUGAGCCUGUAUACCUACGCCGAUGAUGCUAUGACAUUAGGUAGCUGUCAGGCCUUCUGCAGCGGCAAGGGGACAACGUACUUUGGUGUUGAGUAUGCCCGCGAAUGCUACUGUGGCAACAAAUUCGAAACAGGUUCUCUCGAAGCUCCUGAAAGCGAUUGCAAUAUGCUUUGUGCUGGAGACCAGUGGGCAUAUUGCGGUAGUGGCAAUCGCCUCUCUGUAUAUAUCAAAAACGGAACUUCGGAAGCGACAACUACUAGUGGUUCGGGUCCGACUAGUAGUGAUCCCGGGACACCAGAACCUACGGGGUUUCCUGAUGGCUGGACAGACCAGGGCUGUUGGCAAGAUGGGCCCAAUGGUCGUAUCAUGCCAACUUUCCAAGCUCCCGACGACCCUCAGUUGACGCCACAGAAAUGUGCGCAACUCUGUGCUGAUGACGGAUAUACGGUGUCAGGUACUGAGUACUAUACGCAGUGCUUCUGUAGUAAUGCUAUAUAUAAUGGUGGCGUCCGAGGCGAAGACACUUCGAAAUGCUCGACACCUUGCGGAGGUAAUAGUCAAGUCAUGUGCGGAGGUGCCGGAUACUUGUCCAUCUACUCGAAAGGUACACCGGAAACGUUCAAAGAGCCCGCUCCGGUAAAAGAAGUGAACGGUACUUGGACGUAUCAAGGCUGUUACGAGGACAAUGUUAAUAAUCAGAGGACCCUUUUUUGGUCCUUAAGGUUCCCUACCCCCAUGACCCCUGAGCAGUGUCUGGGUAAAUGCGCUUCUUUUGGCUAUGCCGCCGGCGGUAUGGAGUAUGGCGAAGAAUGUUAUUGUGGUGACCCUAUGGACGUUGAUGCUUCAGGUGCCACAGUAAGGCCUGAGAGCGAAUGCAAUAUCGUAUGUGCCGGAAAUGCCUCCGCGAUAUGUGGAGGUGGUGCUCGGCUUUCAAUGUACUAUUGGACUGGCGAAACCCCCCUUUAUGUGUUUAAUUACCCCCAAGGAAAUGAUGCAGGUUCCUACUCCAACCUAGUCGGCGGUGUCGUUACCCCUCUAAUGACUAUGCAAUCGAUCACCGGCAAGGUUACCUUCCUGGAGAAAUGGGGAACUGGCGCAGCAAAUAGCACGGGGGCCUAUGAACUGGACCUUAGCCGGCUCGAUGAUUUCGAUGCUGCCUGGAGAACCAUGCACGUUAAGACUGAUAUCUUCUGCUCUGCGGGAGUCAUUCUGCCCGACAAGGCAGGACGACAGCUUACCGUCGGUGGCUGGUCCCUCGAUUCGACAUAUGGCAUCCGUCUAUACGCGCCUGAUGGAUCGGACGGCGUAAAGGGUACAAACGACUGGGAAGAAAAUGUCAACACUCUAAAGCUUCAGAGAGGACGAUGGUACCCAAGCGCUAUGCUUAUGGCGAACGGGUCCAUUUUAGUCGUUGGUGGUGAGAUUGGUUCAAACGACAGGCCCGAACCUUCUCUUGAGAUUCUUCCCAACGUUGGUCCCUAUCUUUACAUGGACUGGCUUGAACGUACAGAUCCGAAUAAUCUAUAUCCAUUUUUGGCAGUCCUUCCCGGCGGUGGAAUUUUUGUUGCGUAUUGGAACGAAGCCAGAAUCCUGGACGAAGUUACCUUUGACACGAUACAGACUUUACCGAACAUGCCUGGCGCUGUCAACGAUGACCUUGGGGGCCGUACUUAUCCUCUUGAGGGGGCUGCUGUUCUCUUGCCUCAGUUUGCCCCAUAUACGGAUCCCCUUGGUAUCCUCUUAUGCGGUGGUUCGACCGAUGGCCAUUCUGCUCUCGACAAUUGCGUAUCUAUGUACCCCGAAGCGCCCAACCCCGAAUGGACUCUCGAGCGUAUGCCUUCCAAGCGUGUCAUGAGUUGCAUGGCACCCUUGCCAGAUGGAACCUAUCUUAUUGCCAACGGUGCCCACGAAGGCGUUGCCGGUUUCGGUCUUGCGGAUGAUCCCAACUACAAUGCUAUCCUAUACGAUCCAUUUAAGCCAAUUGGCUCCCGUAUGUCCGUCAUGGCCAACACAACCGUCGCGCGUCUCUACCACAGCGAAGCUAUCACUCUCCUCGACGGCCGCGUCCUGAUUACGGGCUCUGACCCCCAGGAUGGCAAACACCCACAGGAGAUCCGCGUUGAAGUCUUCACACCUCCAUACCUCUACAGCAAUAAACCACGCCCGUCCUUCACCAUCACGAACAAAGAUUGGGAUUACAAUGAGGAAGUUAGCUUCGACCUAGGUGAAGAACCUGAGGGAGAGAUCAAAGUCUCGCUGCUUGGAGCAGUAUCUAGCACCCAUGGCAAUUCGAUGGGAGCGCGAACCCUGUUCCCGGAGGUCUCGUGCUACGGCACUAAGUGUACCGUCGUUGCACCCCCGAGGGUCCACAUCGCUCCCGCGGGGUGGUACCAGAUGUAUGUUUUACAAGAUGACAUACCGGCUGUCGGUACCUAUGUUCGUAUCGGAGGCGACCCGGGUAAGCUUGGAAAUUGGCCGCAAGGCGAUGACUUUACUCGACCGGGCGUCUGA
Molecule: messenger RNA, 2733 nt
Organism: Daldinia childiae
Lineage: Eukaryota; Fungi; Ascomycota; Sordariomycetes; Xylariales; Hypoxylaceae
Product: putative fungistatic metabolite
Exons: 2
Coding region: 1-2733 (910 amino acids)
Source: RefSeq, a predicted model, not a curated record